This is a messenger RNA of Melopsittacus undulatus (budgerigar), 1148 nucleotides long. It is a transcript of the gene MYD88, whose product is annotated as MYD88 innate immune signal transduction adaptor. The record is from RefSeq and is a predicted model, not a curated record. The coding region runs from base 34 to 939 and encodes 301 amino acids. NCBI's taxonomy places the organism in Eukaryota, Metazoa, Chordata, Aves, Psittaciformes, Psittaculidae. Gene Ontology annotation, biological process: defense response to Gram-positive bacterium; innate immune response; toll-like receptor 4 signaling pathway. Gene Ontology annotation, molecular function: TIR domain binding; Toll-like receptor binding. The transcript is spliced from 5 exons. Gene Ontology annotation, cellular component: plasma membrane.
CCGGGCGGGGGAAGUUGCGAGAGCCUUGCGGCCAUGGCCACGCCGCCGGUGGGCCCGGACCCCGGCUCCAGCCCCGCCGCGCCGCCGCCGGACCUCCACGCCAUGCCCAUGGUGGCGCUCAACUACAGCCUACGGCGCCGCCUCAGCCUCUACCUCAACCCGCGGGCGGCGGCGGCCGCCGACUGGACCACACUGGCGGAGGCGCUGGGCUGCGAGUACCUGGAGAUCCGGCGGCUGGAGGCGCAGCCCGACCCCACCGCCGCGCUGCUGCAGGACUGGCAGUGCCGCUGCCCCGGCGGCGCCACCGUCGGCCGCCUCCUCGACCUCCUGCGCCGGCUCGGCCGCGACGACGUACUCCUUGACCUGUCCGGCAGCGUGGAGGAGGACUGCAGGAAGUACUUACAGAAGAAGCAGGAGGAGGCUGACCAGCCGCUUCAGGUGCCAGCAGUAGACAGCAGUGUGCCAAGGACGUCAGAGCUGAUGGGCAUCACCACCAGGGACGAUCCCUAUGGGAACAGAACAGAGAUGUUUGAUGCCUUCAUCUGCUACUGUCAGAAAGACCUUCAGUUUGUCCAGGAGAUGAUCAGGGAGCUGGAACAAACGGAGUUCAAACUGAAGCUCUGUGUAUUUGAUCGGGAUGUCUUGCCAGGAACAUGUGUGUGGUCCAUCAGUGGAGAACUUAUAGAAAGGAGGUGUCGGAGGAUGGUGGUUGUCAUUUCAGAUGAUUACCUGGAAAGCGAUGAAUGUGAUUUUCAGACCAAAUUUGCUCUUAGCCUUUCCCCAGGUGCUCGCCUCAAACGGCUGAUUCCAGUCAAGUGCAAAACCAUGAAGAAUGAGUUCCCAAGCAUCUUACGGUUCAUUACCAUUUGUGACUACACCAAUCCUUGCACCAAAAAGUGGUUCUGGACAAGACUGGCAAAAUCCCUCAUGCUGCCGUGAUGCAAAGUCACAAGAGCGAGAUGUUCUUGUGCACUCUAUCCUGGCUGUGCCUUUGGACUGUGGUGUCUUUUCACACAGGAUCUUGAACAGUCAGAGCCUGGAUCCUUGCAGUCAGUGUUUGGAGCCUGUGACCGGGAGCAAAGAAUCUUCUCAUGUACUUCUUCAUAACUUGGAAGGGGAAAUAAAGCAACUCUGUGGCUGUUCCUGCU